Messenger RNA from Acipenser ruthenus (sterlet), 3147 nucleotides. RefSeq names its product STE20/SPS1-related proline-alanine-rich protein kinase-like. NCBI's taxonomy places the organism in Eukaryota, Metazoa, Chordata, Actinopteri, Acipenseriformes, Acipenseridae. The coding region runs from base 115 to 1713 and encodes 532 amino acids. The transcript is spliced from 19 exons. Gene Ontology annotation, molecular function: ATP binding; protein serine/threonine kinase activity. Gene Ontology annotation, biological process: protein phosphorylation. The record is from RefSeq and is a predicted model, not a curated record.
GAUGUUUUGUAUCUCAGGCGGUAGUAAUCCCCCGCAGUGCUUGACUAGACUGAGUCAGUGAGGAGGUGAAGGGGAGUUUUGCAGUCUGAGGUCGUAUAUCUGAACAGCAGCAUCAUGGCGGAGCAGAGCGAAUCUCCUGUUCACGUCCAAAAUCCACAACCAGCACAGACUACCAGCUGGCCCAUUAGCAGGGAGUCGUAUGAGCUCCAGGAGGUUAUCGGUAGUGGUGCUACCGCUGUUGUUCAGGCAGCCCUUUGUACACUCAGACAGGAGCGAGUUGCAAUAAAGCGAAUCAAUUUGGAAAAAUGCCAGACAAGUAUGGAUGAACUGUUGAAAGAAAUUCAAGCAAUGAGCCAAUGCUAUCAUCCAAAUGUGGUUACUUACUAUACUUCAUUUGUUGUAAAGGACGAACUUUGGUUGGUCAUGAAAUUACUAAGUGGAGGAUCAAUGUUGGAUAUCAUUAAGUACACAUUCAGCAGAGGGGAGCAUAAGAAUGGAGUCCUUGAUGAGCCAAUAAUAGCAACUAUUUUAAAAGAAGUGUUAGAAGGGUUGGAUUAUCUUCAUAGAAAUGGACAGAUUCACAGGGAUGUGAAAGCCGGGAAUAUUCUUUUGGGAGAAGAUGGGUCAGUGCAAAUAGCUGAUUUUGGAGUUAGCGCAUUCUUAGCAACAGGGGGCGAUGUUACAAGAAACAAAGUUAGAAAGACCUUUGUUGGAACUCCAUGUUGGAUGGCACCUGAAGUUAUGGAGCAGGUACGAGGUUAUGACUUCAAAGCGGAUAUUUGGAGUUUUGGGAUUACAGCUAUUGAAUUAGCUACAGGGUCUGCUCCUUAUCACCGAUAUCCACCCAUGAAGGUUUUAAUGCUAACCCUACAGAAUGAUCCUCCUAUUUUGGAUACAGGUGUGGAGGAUAAAGAAAUGUUAAAAAAAUACGGAAAAUCUUUUAGGAAGCUAAUAACACUGUGCCUUCAGAAGGACCCUACCAAAAGGCCUACAGCAGCAGAACUUUUGAAAUGCAAAUUCUUCCAAAAAGCCAAGAAUAGAGAGUAUCUGAUUGAAAAACUACUACACAAAGCACCGAAUAUAGCCCAAAGAGCAAAAAAGGAACCUGAGCAGAACCCUGGGAAAACAAGCAUGGUGUCAGGUUCUGAGAGAGAACAGGAUGGCAACAGAAGGGUUAGAAGAGUCCCUGGGUCCAGUGGUCAUCUACAUAAGACCGAGGAUGGAGACUGGGAGUGGAGUGAUGAUGAGUUGGAUGAAAGGAGUGAAGAGGGAAAAGCAGCAGUCAAUCAAGGAAGGUCACGAAGGUUAAGAAAAGAAAAUGAAGAGAAUGUUGUAAAUGCCAACAGUGAUCCUAUGCAGGAGCUGUCCACUGAGGCUCCUCAGGUGCACCCUCUUGAGACUUCUCAAUACAUCCAAGGGCCGUUUGCUCUAAAUAUGGUUUUACGAUUGAGGAAUGCCAGAAAGGAAUUGAAUGAUAUACGUUUUGAAUUUACACCAGGAAGAGAUACAGCAGACGGUGUGUCUCAGGAGCUGUUCUCGGCUGGCCUUGUGGAUGGACAUGAUGUAGUUAUCGUUGCUGCUAACUUACAGAAGAUUGUAGAUGACCCAAACACUUACACAAUCUUGACUUUCAAAUUGGCUUCUGGGUGUGAUGGAAACGAGAUUCCUGACGAGAUCAAACUGAUUGGGUUUGCCCAACUGAGCAUCAGCUGAUAUUUCCUGUUACUUGAUCUGUGUGGAAUGCUAGGAUCAGCUGAAAGAGAGAGAGAGAGAGAGUAAGCACCUUAGACAGAAUUCUGCUUCAUUCCCCAGCACUUCACUGGACCCUACAGCCACUGCUUGGCUCUCCUUGAAACACUGCUAAUAUUCAAGAGAGAAUUGAUAAAACUCUUGAAGACACUUGACGGUUCAUUUCACAAAAAAAAAAUGUACAAGGAUAAAAUGUGUACUCAGGUGGUUAUAUUUAUUAAUAUUAAGCAGCAUAGUAGUUUUAUUUUUUAACAUGUUACCCCUGCUUUUGGCAUAGCUUUUUAAUGUUUUUUCAAGUAAUUUAUUGACAAAGUUGCCGCCUUUUUGUUUUUGUUAAUUUUUUUGGGAUAUUUUUAGGUUCAUUUUAAAGAUAAGCCAAUAUAAUGAUCAUUUAAGUUUGAAGUAUUCCACAUUCAAAAGGUGUUUUAUUUCUUAAAAUGUAUUUCACUGCAAUAUGAGUUUUGAGUGAGCCACUGUCUGAAGAAAAAAAUGAUCCAAAGUAUUGCGUAUUUUAGAAGUCAAUGUUGAUGUUUUUUGGGUAAGGGAGGUGCCUUCUUAACCUUAAAUUUAAAAUGUGCCUGCGACAAUGGGAAAUGGGGAAUAGUAGCUAUUUGAAAUGACAACAGCAGAAGUUGUAUAUAUUUUAUUUAUAUUGCCACAUAAAUGCAAUGACAUUUAUAGAAGUAGAUUGUAGCUGAAUACUUGUGCACAUACUGUAAAUACACAACUUGUUAAACCUUCAAGCUGAAAUUACCGUGCACUUUGGCCAGUGUGGGUGUAUGCAGGGAGUUAUUGCUGCACCUAGCCCUGUUGUACAGCUUGUACAAUGGUUUAUAUCAUUAUAUCACAAGGUUAGAAACUUUCAUUAGCAGUUGUUAAUGCAACAGGGGUUGCUCAAAAUCCUGGCUACUCAAUCAUUUAACUAAUAUAGUUAAUUGAUAGUUUGGAAGGACUGGGUGCAGGGCUAGUGUGAGUUUCUAACCAAGUAUCUUUUGGGAGAUUAGGAUAAAAUAUUUCUACACUAUUCAAUAACAAACAGACUUGUCUUAAUGCAAGGUGACAUAAGAAAUAAAAAAUACUUGUAUUUAACCAUUACAUUGAACCAUAAACAGUAAAAAAUAUCUGUCUGCAGACCAAACCUAACUGCACAUUUUGAGUAAUGAAGAUUAAUACUAUUUGCUCUUACAAAAAGGUCUGUUUUUUCAGUUAAGAUAAAAAAGGCAGCUCUAAUUUAUUAACAUAACGUAGUUAGAAAUGUACGUAUCUACUUUAUCUUUUAUCAUAUAAGGUAAGUUAUUGUGUUAACUAUUCAUGCUAUUUAUCCUGUUUAAUUUAAUUCACAGUAAGAAAAUUGAAAUAACUGCAAACAGCAACCAAUAAAUCAUUGCACAACUGGCA